Messenger RNA from Thecamonas trahens ATCC 50062, 4620 nucleotides. RefSeq names its product myosin VIIA. The record is from RefSeq and is a predicted model, not a curated record. Gene Ontology annotation, biological process: vesicle transport along actin filament; actin filament organization. NCBI's taxonomy places the organism in Eukaryota, Apusomonadida, Apusomonadidae. Gene Ontology annotation, cellular component: cytoplasm; myosin complex; vesicle. The transcript is spliced from 2 exons. Gene Ontology annotation, molecular function: microfilament motor activity; ATP binding; actin filament binding. Bases 1 to 4563 code for a protein of 1520 amino acids.
AUGAGCGCACUGCACCAGGGACAGUGGGCCGAGUCGGGCGAGGUUGUUGUCGAGCCGUUCUGGGGCGAGCUGUGUGAUACUUGCUGCGAGCUUCCCGAGUAUGCGCAUCCGCAGGCAAGACCCAAGCUGGUGACUGUUCCGCGUGGCGGGUCGGUGACUGUUGUGGCCAUGAGCGCCACCAACGUGGCGGGCAGGGCCAACAUGAUGGAGCUGGCCGACCUCAACGUGGGCGAGCUGAUGCACAACCUGCGGAUCCGGUACAAGGCCUCGCCUAUGGAGUACUACACAUACGUGGGCGAUAUUCUCAUUGUCGUCAACCCGAUGCGCCCGACGCCACUGGCCGACGUUGAGCACAUGCACGCCUACGCCGGGACUGCGUUCAAGGAUCCGGCCCUCCGGCCGCACAUCUUUGCCAUCGCUGAGCGUGCAUACACCCAGCUGCUCGAAACCUCGGCGCCGCAAGCGGUCAUCAUCUCGGGUGAGUCGGGCGCCGGCAAGACGUACUCGACCCGUCACGUUCUGGACUUUCUGGCGUUCCGGUCGCGCAAGGCCGCCGCGGCUGGUGCGGCCGAUGCAACCGACGCUGACCCAGCGAUCCCGCGCGGCUCUGACUCGCUCUCGAACCUCGGAGCAGCCUCGGAGAUCUUGGAAGCGCUCGGAAACUCCAAAACGCUGCGCAACCACAACUCGUCGCGGUUCGGCAAGUUUGUCAAGAUCUACUUUUCCCACACUACGCCGGGCGUCAUCCAGGGCGCUUUCAUUCAGACGUAUUUGUUGGAAAAGUCGCGGAUUGUGGACCAAGACGAUGGCGAGCGCAACUACCACAUUUUCUACCUCAUGCUCGAGUACCUCGACAGUGAGAUCCGGUCUGAGCUCGGCCUGGGCCCUGUGGAGUCGUACGCGUACCUCAUCGGGUCGACAGGCGCCAAUGCAAGCUCAUGGCGGGUACAGCCAGAUGCCGCGGCGACGCCGAUGGAGGACGCAGAGCGUUGGGAUGAUUUGCUAGCAGCCAUCGGCGCACUCGGGCUUGACGACGUGUUCGCCGACGUGUGGCGCGUGUGCGCUGCCAUUCUCCACCUCGGCAACAUUGAGUUUGAGGCGCCGGAUCAUGACACCUCGUCGUCGACGCUCUGCACCAUUACCAACCCAGAGCUUGUGUCUCACGUGGCACGGCUGCUGUGCGUCGACGAGGAAGCUCUGACCAAGACGCUACUGACGUGUAAGGUUGUCUCCGAGUCGCGGUCAUACUCGGUUGACAAGGCCAAGGCCAACGUCGACGCACUCGCCAAGUCGCUCUACGCCAAGAUGUUCGACAAGGUGGUGAGCGCGAUCAACGACGCGCUGGGCGGCGGCAGCGGCGGGCUCGACUCGUCGCGGUCGCGAGCGUGGAUUGGCGUCCUCGACAUCUUUGGCUUUGAGUCGUUCCAGGACCACCCGGACGUCAAGGGCGUGGCGACGACGGCGAACACCUUUGAGCAGCUCUGCAUCAACCUUACCAACGAGCGACUGCAGCGGUACUUUUACGAUGAGCUCAUCCCCAAGCAACUUGAGCACUACGCUGCCGAGGGCAUCGACGUCGACGCCAUCCAGUACGACGACAACGCUAUGGCGGUCGAUGUGCUCAUGGAGGGCAAGUUCUCGGUCCUCUCACUCCUCGACGAUGCGACGCGGACGGCGACAUCGCUACCCAAGUACCGGGCGGACCCUAGCCUCGGUGACAACCUCUGGGUCCAGCUCGUCUCGGAAGCACACGCUCCGUCCAAAGACAACCUCAAGCUGACCAAGCGAGCGACCGAGCACGACUUUCUUGGCUGGUUUGCCGACCAGCUCGACGACCGGGCCAGCUCGAGCUUUUGCGUCCACCACUUUGCGGGAACGGUGUGGUACUCGGCGCGCGGGUGCAUCGACAAGAACUCGGACAAGGUUGCCACCGACUGCAUCGAGCUGAUGGCGACGUCCGGGACCGAGUGGCUGGCGGCGUGCUACGAUACCGGGCGGGCGUCUGCCGAGCGGGCGUCGGUGGCGCGGGGCUUUGCGCGGCAGCUCCGCGAGCUUGUCUGCCCGCCGGCAUGGAAGUCUGCGGCGAACGUGUCGGGCGGCGAGCUGGACGCAGCAGCCAACCCGCUGUUUGUGCGGUGCGUCAAGCCGAUUUGCCGGCGGCAACCGGGCAAGACCCAUGGGUGGCUGGAAGAUCACAAGGUGCUCGACCAGCUGCAGUCGGCCGGAAUGUAUGCCGUUAUCCAGAUGCGCCAGGCCGGCUAUCCGACCGAGCUCGACAAAGCUGAGUUUCUGGACGUGUACUGGGAGCUGGAGGAGGAUGUCAAGGUGCUGAUGGACUUGCGGUCCGAGGACGACCAGAUCCACCACCUGGCGCGACUGAUUGCGUCGGACCCGGGCGUGGUGCUGGGCGAUCUCCGCGGCAUGCCGCCGUACCAGGUCGGCAAGACCAAGGUUUUCAUGAAGGGCUCGAUGGCGUCGGCCAUGGCGUCGGCGCUGCGGGCGGUUCAGGACUCGAAGCUGACGCGGAUGGAAGCGGCGGCCAAGCACCUCAAGUCGCUAAUUCGCAUGUCGCUUGUCAGCUCGCGGCUGCCCGAGCUGCGCGAGACGGCGGCGGCACGGUUCGAGUACUUGCGGCGGAAGCGGGCGUUUAUUGCGCAGGGUCUCACGCCGGAGCAGGCCGACGAGGCCAUCCGGCGCGAAGACGAAGAGGCUGCCGCGCGCGAGGAGGAGCGAUACGUGCGCAAGCACUAUGCGCCUCUGCAGAACAAGGUUGACGAAGCGCAGGUCCCGCAGCUGCUGGACGCUCUCCACGCGUCGGCCAACGAGGAGGCCUCGCCGUACUACGCGGCCGAGAUCCGUGAGCGGGCGGCCAAGCUGGCGCGAGUGGCCAACGCCGUACAGGCGACGCUCGAUGCGUUCCGUGAGGACGUGCACAACGAGGGCGCCAAGGCGUCUGCGGCGGCAGCGGUGCACAAGCUCCGCAAGCGGGUGAAGAAGGAGGAAGUGGCGCUGCGGGCUGAUGCGGACCGGCGUGAGGCCGAGGCGCGCGCGGCCGCUGAGGCUGCCCAUCGUGCAGAGCGGUUUGAGCCGGUCGUGGCCGAGCUGGCGGAUGUUGGCGUCGAAGCCGCCAUCCAGCUGCUCAGCGAGUUUGAGACUGCGUUUGCGCCAGUGGUCGAAGCAGGCAAAAUCGACGUUAACGCACUGCACGAUCGGCGGGCCCGUCUCGUCCGCAACCUUGCGCGGGCCAAGGCGGUGUUCGAAGCGUGGUCGGCUGACAUCUUCUCGCGCAAGUUGGAGAAAAAGGCGGCGGCAUGGGUCAAACGGCUGCGCGUCCUGCUGAGGCGCGAGGACGACGCGAUGGAAGCCGACCUCGUUGUUGUCGCCAAGUACUCCAAGGUCUCGCAGGUGCGUGUCAAGCUCGACGCGGCGCGCGAGGCCAAGCUGGCCAAGCUUGCGGCGCGUCGCGAGGAGCUGCUGGCGGCCGAGGAGGCCAAGGCGCGUGCGGCAGCGGCGCGUGCGUCUGCAGCAGUGCGGGCCGAGGCGCGGCGAAAGCGCGAGACUGAGCGGGCGGCGCGCAAGCUCACGCGACAGCGAACGCGGUUCCUGCGCAAGCUGCGGGCGUCUGCGACAGCGCUCAAUGAGGCCGGCCUCCGCGUGCUGUACCAGAACAUGCCGUGCGAAAUCCGGUACCGCGGGCCGAUCACAUUCAACUUUGCCAAGCGCGACCCGAGCUACGACGUGCGGAACGACGAGAUGUACAUUGGGCUCGAGACGCCGGUCGGCAAGCACUCGUACAACUCGGGCGCCAUUUCGGGCGUCAAGUACUUCAAGUGCUACCCGCAGCACGGGGUGUUUGUGGAGCCGAGCAAGCUGUAUUCGAUCGACCCGUUGGCGGAGCGCGGCAAGCCGUUGGAAGUCGGCGACAAGGUGUGGCAUGCCGACUCGCGGUUUCUGCGAACGGGUUACGUGCUCUUUGUGGGCAUGACGCAUUUUUCUGAUGGCGCUACGCUCGUGGGCGUGCGACUGGACCAAGACGAGGCGCUAGGCAACACCGACGGAACAGUCGACGGGCUUCGAUACUUUGACGUCGAGUUUGCGCGCGGAAUGUUCUUCCGCGCCGACGAGUGCUACCGCAUUGCGCCGUGGGACGACAGCGAGGCCGAGACCAUCAUCGCCGACUACUGCGCGCUCCACGACAUCGACAUCGAGUCCGAGUCGGGCUACAUGUCAGACACCGAGGUCGAGGAAAAGCUGUUUGAGGCCGAGCAGGAGCCCGCGUACGCCGACGUGGACGAUGAGCCGCAGUCGGGCAUCGUGCCCUCGCCGUCGGACAUUUACCAGCUCCCGGGCUCGUCGUCGGCGGCAGUCAUGUCGGCCAUGGGCUCGACUACAUUUCCGCAGUCGCCGUCCGAGUUUGCGCUCGGCUCGGUCGGCUCCGAAACGUUCUCCGUCGGCGCGCUCGGCGGCAUUGGAGGCUUGAACGGCUCCAUCGACGACCUUGUGCUCGAGGGGCUCGGCUCGUUCAACUCGAGUACGGACGACAUCAAGCUGAACGCCGCGUAAAGCGCUUGAGAUGUGUGCGUGCGUGUGUGUUUGUGUGUGUGUGUGUGUGUGUGUGUG